AUGUUGGCUGUUUUCUUUAUUAUUUCUUUUAAUCAGCAGCGACACAGCUUCCUUCAUCAGGUUCAAUCUCUUUCCAUUCCUUUUUUGAUGUCCAAAACAGGAAUUUUAAAAAUCUGUGAUCUCCAACGUAAAACGAACUUGAUUAAAUUUCUAUGUUCGGAAUUAAAUUACCUUUUAUUUUCUCUCUUUCUAUCUAUUUUUACUCAUCUAUCUAUCUAUCUAUCUAUCUAUCUAUCUAUCUAUCUACUUCAAUCUGAUCAUAUCUAUCUGUCUAUCUAUUUCAUUCUGAAUCUGAGAAAACUUCGUAAACUGAAAAUAGACGAAGGCUGUAUAAGUGUGUUCUUUCUUUCUUUCUUUCUUUCUUUCUUCUUUCUAUCUAUCUAUCUAUCUAUCUAUCUCUUCAUAUCCAUCCUAUCUAUCUAUCUAUCUUCUAUCUAUCCAUCUAUCUCAGUCUAUCUUAUAUCUAUCUAUCUAUCUAUCCAUCUUUAUAUCUAUCUAUCUAUCUAUCCAUCUAUCUCAAUCUCUUCAUAUCCAUCCAUCUAUCUAUCUACCUACCCAUCUAUCUCUCAAUCUGUUCAUAUCAUCUAUCUAUCUAUCUAUCCAUUCAUUCAUCUAUCUCAUCUAUCUAUCUCAAUCUGUCCAUCCAUCCAUCUAUCUAUCUAUCUAUCUAUUCAUCUAUCUAUCCAUCAAUCUGUUCAUAUCAUCUAUCUAUCUAUCUAUCUAUCUAUCUAUCUAUCUCAAUCUGUUCAUAUCUAUCUAUCUAUCUAUCUAUCUAUCUAUCUAUCUAAUCUGUUCAUCUAUCUCAUCUCUCUUCUAUCUAUCUAUCUCUGUUCAUAUCUAUCUAUCUAUCUAUCUAUCUAUCUAUCUAUCUAUCUAUCUAUCUCAGUCUAA
Messenger RNA from Acanthosepion pharaonis, 891 nucleotides. The record is from the annotation of a GenBank genome assembly. NCBI's taxonomy places the organism in Eukaryota, Metazoa, Mollusca, Cephalopoda, Sepiida, Sepiidae.